GUAAACACUGCACGAGAUAUUGUGUUGAUGAUGUGAGAAUGAUGCUGUAAAGGUCUCCUCCCCUCCCCUCCUGCUCUCCUACUCCUCAUUUCCACUCCUCACUUCGCGAUCACCCACGAGCAGAUCUCCGAGGUCCAGCAUCAUGUCCUCAGACGUCCAGCUGCGCGAGCGAACGGACCCGGAGAGCAACAGCAGCGACUGAGAUCAGGUGUCGGGAGUCGUCAUACGUAUAGUGAACUGACCAGCUGUACCUGAGCACCAUGGAUACAAUAAACUUCACCUUCUGGAACGCCUCUGAGGGCAACGAGACCGUGGAGACAGUGGACGAGAGCCCGUACAAGACAGUGGAGGUGGUGUUCAUUGUACUGGUGGCCGGCUCACUAAGCCUAGUGACCGUUAUCGGGAACAUCUUGGUCAUGCUUUCCAUCAAGGUAAACAGAAGCUUGCAGACUGUCAACAAUUACUUCUUGUUUAGCCUGGCCUGUGCUGACCUAAUCAUUGGCCUUUGCUCUAUGAACUUGUACACAGUCUACAUUGUGAUCGGAUACUGGCCGCUUGGCCCGGUUGUGUGCGACUUGUGGUUGGCGCUGGACUACGUGGUUAGCAAUGCCUCGGUCAUGAACCUGCUGAUUAUUAGCUUCGAUCGCUACUUUUGUGUCACCAAGCCACUGAGUUAUCCAGUGAAGAGGACGACCAAAAUGGCCGGCAUGAUGAUUGCGGCGGCAUGGGUUUUGUCCUUCAUUCUCUGGGCUCCGGCAAUCCUAUUCUGGCAGUUUAUUGUUGGAGGGCGCACAGUGCCAGAGAAGGAGUGCUAUAUUCAGUUCUUCUCCAACGCCGCGGUCACUUUCGGCACAGCUAUAGCUGCUUUCUACCUGCCUGUGAUCAUCAUGAUGGUGCUGUACUGGCAGAUUUCCCGUGCUAGCAAGAGCCGCGUCAAGAAGGACAACCGCAAGCCAUCGGGUGCCAACCUCGACGUGGCCUCUUCCAAUCAGAUCCGUGAAAACACAACCAACAAACCCACCAACAACAACCUAACAGCUGAAGAAACAGAUCGAGGACAGACCCAGCUAACAGAUGACGCCGCCAUCCAACAUGAUGCCAAACUCCAGAAUGGCAAAGCGCCAUCAACGGCGAGUGGAGAAGCGGAAGAUGGCGGACGAGGAAACGAGGAGAAAGAAAGCUCAAAUGACUCCACCUCUGGAAGUGGCGCCGUAAACAAUCAAAAAGAGGAGGUGGUGGCGCCAUCAAUAGCCGAUGAAAACCAAGCUCCUGCUAGGCAUCGCGCCAAAGCUGGCGGAUCCAAACUGACCUGCAUCAAGAUCAACACCAAAUCACCAAAAGGAGACUGCUACGCGCCUUCGAACGCAACUGUAGAGAUCGUUCCGGCGACCGAAAGGCAGAAUCACGUGGCGAGGAAAAUCGUGAAAAUGACCAAGCAGCCGCCAAAGAAGAAAAAGGCCCCGUCUUCUCGGGAAAAGAAGGUUACGCGCACCAUUAUGGCCAUAUUGGUGGCGUUUGUUGCAACUUGGACGCCUUACAACGUCAUGGUCCUGAUCAACACCUUCUGCUCCAGCUGCAUUCCCAACACCGUGUGGACCAUCGGAUACUGGCUCUGCUACAUCAACAGCACGAUCAACCCCGCCUGCUACGCCCUCUGCAACAUCACCUUCAAAAAGACCUUCAAACACCUGCUGCUCUGCCAGUACAAGAACAUACGCUCCACCCGAUGAGCAGAAACAGUGUGUGUGUGCAUGCGUUAUAUUUUACAUGUGCGUGUUCUGGUGACAAAGGUAUAUGUGUGGAUGUGUUUGUAUGUGUGAAGAGGUCAUAAGGAAGUAAAACCAGUUCAAAUCGUCAGCAAUUAGGGUGAAUUUAGGUUAAUCGGGACAUUUUUUCCCAUUGAAAUGCUUGGGGAAAGUGUCCAAAUCAACCUGAAUUCACCCCUAUAAAACAGAGACCCAUCAACACCCGCCAUACACAGUUUUAUAAAUCCUCCAUCUUUGUAGAUUACUCUUUUUUUUUUUUGCUUUCAGCUACAAAUCAGACUGCAUUUAACACAUUUUACCAUGUUUAAAUCCGAUUUGCAGUCAGAGAAUGCAGUCCUCAGAUUGUGUCUACAAGUGUGUGUUUGCAUUCAUUGUUUUUUAUAUAUAUAUAAAUGGUCUGUUGUAGCACUUUACACAUAUAGAUGUGAUGCAUGUCACAAAAGGAGGUAAAGAAGUGCUAAAAUAUUUGAUUUAUAAACAAAAAUGUUAAAAGAACAACAAAAAAAAAAAAAAACAAGCAUAUAACUGGUCAGAUUGGAGUCUGUCCUACUCAAUAAUACACAAAUAAGGGGACAACAGGGCUGACUGAAGAUCCAAACCAAACGCGUUUGAGCUUCAGUAUAAAAUCACACCUGUAUAUAAUCACACCUGUAUAUAAUCAUGUACUGUAUCCGUGUCGUGUGUGUGUGGUUGCAUGCUGGAUGAUGAUGUGUGCGCUCAACAUUAAAAUCCACUUAAAUUGGUCAACAUGAAGCCCGUUUACUUGUGUAAUCAGGAAUAUU
Rhinichthys klamathensis goyatoka is the source of this 2548-nucleotide messenger RNA. RefSeq names its product cholinergic receptor, muscarinic 2a (gene chrm2a). The transcript has 2 exons. The record is from RefSeq and is a predicted model, not a curated record. Gene Ontology annotation, cellular component: plasma membrane. Gene Ontology annotation, biological process: adenylate cyclase-activating adrenergic receptor signaling pathway; regulation of heart contraction. Bases 261 to 1730 code for a protein of 489 amino acids. Gene Ontology annotation, molecular function: G protein-coupled acetylcholine receptor activity. NCBI's taxonomy places the organism in Eukaryota, Metazoa, Chordata, Actinopteri, Cypriniformes, Leuciscidae.